Messenger RNA from Sphenostylis stenocarpa, 540 nucleotides. The record is from the annotation of a GenBank genome assembly. Lineage: Eukaryota; Viridiplantae; Streptophyta; Magnoliopsida; Fabales; Fabaceae.
AUGCCCAUGCUUGGCUUUGGCACUGCAGCUAUACCCCUCCCACCAAAUGAUGAACUCAUCCCAGUGUUCAUUGCUGCCAUUGAAGCUGGCUACCGCCAUUUCGACACUGCUACUCUGUAUGGUUCUGAGGAGGCCCUUGGUCUAGCUCUGGCACAAGCACAACGCCAAGGUCUUAUUAAGAAUCGUCGUGACAUUUUUGUCACAACCAAGCUAUGGUGUUCUGAUGCUCAUCCUGACCUUGUCCUCCCAGCACUCAAGAAAUCACUGCAGAGGUUGGGACUUGAGUACGUGGAUCUUUACCUAAUCCAUUAUCCAGUGAGGUUGAGACAGGGAGUUGCAGGAAACAUUUCCAAAGGGGAUGUGCUUCCUUUUGACAUAAAAGGGACAUGGAAAGCCAUGGAAGACUGCUCUAAAUUAGGCUUAACCAAGUCUAUUGGUGUCAGCAAUUUUGGAGCAAGAAAGCUUUCAGAACUUCUGCAGAAUGUAACUAUUACCCCUGCUGUUAAUCAGGUACACAUCUUCCCGGUUAUGUAUGAGUGA